AUGAUCAUGCGUAAUCUCGGUGUUCUCGGUAGUUUGCUGACCAAUCGUUCGUUUUGUACGAACAAAUCAAAUGUGUUGGUGUACAAUUAUAAAACCAAGACUAAAGAACCAUUGAAAUGUAACAAGCUUCUGACAUGGUACGUGUGUGGUCCCACGGUAUAUGACUCAAUGCAUAUUGGGCACGCAAGCUGUUACAUUAAGUUUGACAUUAUCAGAAGAAUUUUGGAGAACUAUUUUCAAUUGUCUGUUUUUCAAGUAAUGAACAUCACCAAUGUGGACGAUAAAAUUAUUUCAAAAGCACGUGCCUUAAACAUAGACCCACUUAAAUUAGCAAGGAAUUACGAAGUAGAAUUUAUUGAAGAUAUAAAUUUGUUAAACAUAAAACAACCAGAUAUUAUAGCAAGAGUGACUGAUUUUAUUCCUCAAGUCUUAAAUUUUAUUCAGAACCUAUUCGAUAAAGAUCUAGUCUAUUCUGCAGAUGAUGGUUCAUUGUUCUUUGAUACAACUAAGUAUACAAGAUAUGGAAAAAUGGUUAAAGUGCCUGAAAUUGUACCCCAUAUGUUCAAAAAAAGUAACUUAGAUUUUGCACUGUGGAAAGCAACAAAACCAGGUGAACCUUCAUGGGAUUCGUCUUGGGGACCUGGAAGACCGGGAUGGCACAUUGAAUGUUCUGCUAUUGCUAGUCAUUAUUUUGGAUCCAGUGUUGACAUACAUUCUGGAGGAAUAGAUUUGCUAUUUCCACAUCAUGAAAACGAAGAAGCUCAAUGCUGUGCAUAUCAUAAUGUUGAUGAUUGGGUCAAACAUUGGAUACAUACAGGGCAUUUACAUGUAGGAGAUAAUAUUAAAAUGUCAAAAUCGUUAAUGAACACCAUCAGUGUUAAAGAACUACUCAAUUCAUAUACUGCUAAUCAAUUUCGAACACUAUGUUUAUUAUCAAAUUUCAAAAAUGAUUUGGAAUUUAAUGAUAGUACAAUGGACGUAGCCUGUGGAGUGUUAAAAAAAUUGGAUUCUUUCAUUGCUAAUUGUUAUGCUCAUUUAAAUACUUACAACAGUAAGCAUAUUCCUGAUAUCACAUUACUAAAAAAAAUAAGUGACAUUGAAAAUGAUAUAUUAAUCAAUCUAGCAGAUAAUUUUAAUACAUCAAAAGCUUUAAAUUUACUUAUUGAGCUUAUUAGCAUAUUCAAUAAAUUACUUACAGUGGACUUUCAUUUUAAUUGUUCAAAAUUGGAAGUGAUUCAGGCAUUAAAUUUAGUAGUUAAAACAUUGGAGUCAUUUGGAAUUGAUUUAUCUAGAUCAAAGUUCAAGUCUGAUGCUGAAAAUAGUUUAGUUAUUGAUAUUACAGUAAAUUUUAGAUCAAAACUUAGACAGUUAGCAUUACAAUCAAAGUCUGGGAUUAGCAAACAAGAAAUAUUUGAACUUUGCGAUAAUUUGAGGGAUGAGCUUUCUUUAGCCAAUAUUAUUGUACAAGACUCUAAGAUAUCAUCAAUAUGGAGGCAUGAAAAAAUACAAGCCAAAAAAAAUUAA
This is a messenger RNA of Macrosiphum euphorbiae (potato aphid), 1524 nucleotides long. Lineage: Eukaryota; Metazoa; Arthropoda; Insecta; Hemiptera; Aphididae. The record is from the annotation of a GenBank genome assembly.